UGCGCUAAAGCGAGAUAGAGCUUAUGUCAUGGCCGCAUUGCACGCCAUAAACGUUUUGUCUAUGCCGCGCCAGUCAGUCAUUGAACCAUUUAUGAACGAACGACAGCUAGAAUCUCAGAGGCCCCGCCUAUAAAUCUGUUAUUUUAUUUCAGUUAGUUUUACCGCGAUGAUAUUAUUAUAAAGCAGGAAAUUAGAUAUACAAGAGUGAAGACUGCACCAUGGGCACGACGAUGAAGCUGCUAUGUUUGUUGGCGGUCGCGGCGCACUGUUCGGCGCUAUUGACGUCGCCACCACGGAUAGUGAAGCAGCCAACAAUGGAGGAGCAGCUAUUCAUGGUCGCGCAGCCCGGCGAGGCCGACAAGCCCUUCAUCAUCGAGUGCGAGGCCGAGGGCGAGCCCGCGCCACAGUACAGAUGGGUGAAAAACGGCAAACCCUUCGAAUAUGCCAGUUACUCAGACCGAAUGUCGCAACAGCCCGGCCGGGGCUCUCUAGUCGUCAGCAAGCCCAAAGACGAGGACAUGGGUCAGUACCAGUGCUUCGCCUACAACGAGUGGGGCACGGCCACUUCCAACUCAGUCUUCGUACGGAAAGCCGAGCUGAACUCGUUCAAAGAUGCCGGCGACGGUGCACAGAAACUGCUCACAGCUCAAGAAGGCCGCCCGUUCAAACUGACCUGCCACCCGCCCGACGGUUGGCCCAAACCAAACGUCUACUGGAUGCUGCAAGGCGAUCAGGGCCAGCUGAAGACCAUCAACAAUUCUCGAAUGACUCUCGAUCCCGAGGGCAACCUCUGGUUCUCGAAUGUGACGCGCUACGACGCCAGCGAGGACACUAACCUAGCUUACACCUGCGCAGCCAAAUCUUUGUUCAGGAACGAGUACAAGCUUGGCAACAAGGUGUUUCUGAAAGUGAAGCAGACCGGUGGAAUAUCGCCGACGCAGAACAAGUACCCGCCUGAGGAGCAAUACACCACGAGGAGAAACGAAGUCGCGUUGAGAGGGAAAAAGGCGGAGAUCUAUUGUAUAUACGGCGGAACACCGCUCCCUCAAAUAGUGUGGAAGAAAGACGGACAGAACAUCCUAUCAUCUAGUCGCGUGACGCAGGACAACUACGGCAAGACGCUGGUGAUCAACCCCGUGACCAACAGCGACAAGGGCACGUACACGUGUGAAGUCAGCAAUGGCGUCGGCAGUCAGCAGUCGCACUCCGUCAACCUCAACAUUAAAGCCGCCCCAUACUUCACCGUGGCCCCGGAAUCCCUGAACCUAGCCGAGAACGAGACCGCCGUGAUCAGAUGCAAGGCCGACGGGUCACCCGACCCGCAGAUCAAGUGGGUGUACAACGGCGAGCCCAUCGAGCGCGCGCCUCCGAACCCGCGCCGCACGGUCGCGGCUGACUCCAUCACCAUCACGGGUCUUACCAAGAAGGACACCGGCAACUACGGCUGCAACGCUACCAACUCCAUCGGCUACGUGUAUAAGGAUGUCUACAUCAAUGUCCAAUCAAUCCCGCCGGAGAUCAAAGAAGGUCCCGAGAACGUGACUAAAGUGGACGGGUCCGAGGUGGUGAUGCGCUGCCGAGUGUUCGGCGCGCCGCGGCCCAUCGUCAAGUGGAUGCGCAACGACGUCGAGCUCACCGGCGGCAACUUCAACAUCACCACGAUGGGCGACCUGGUGAUUCGCAGAGUAGGGUACAGCGACGCCGGCGUGUACCGCUGUUACGCGCAGAAUAGCUUCGGCGAGAAGUCUGCAUACGGCACACUCGAAGUCAAACAGCGGUCCACCAUCAAGAAUGAACCUGAAGACUACGAGGUGGCGGCCGGGUCGCAAGCCACGUUCCGCUGCACGCCCGACACCGACCCCGACCUACACACCGAUGUCACCUGGGAGUUCAAGGGUCAAACUAUCGACUUCGAAGGUCAACCGCGCUUCAAGAUGACUAACGACUAUUCGCUGCUCAUCUCCGACACCAUCGAGCUGGACUCGGGCCCGUACCAGUGCGUCGUCAAGACUCCCAUUGACGAGGCCCGCGCUGAGGCCACACUUAUAGUACAAGAUCGACCCAACCCCCCCGUGCUGGUCGGCGUCGAGUGCCGCGAGAAAGUUGCCAACCUGCACUGGGAGCCUAAAGGCGACAACCGCGCGCCCAUCCUGCGCUACUCCAUCCAGUACAACACCACGUUCACGCCCGACACCUGGGACUCCGCCAACGACAACGUGCCCGCUAUAGAGACCUCCUGGACAGUGGAGUUGACCCCCUGGGCUAACUACACGUUCCGAGUGGUGGCGCACAACAAGAUCGGGCCGUCGGCGCCGUCCGGGCACUCGGAGGUGUGCACGACGCAGCCCGACGUGCCGUACAAGAACCCCGACAAGGUGGAGGGUCGUGGUCGAGCGCCUAACAAUAUGGUCAUAUUUUGGUCGAAAAUGCCCCAAAUCGAGCACAACGGGCCCGGGUUCUACUACCAGGUGUCGUACAAGCGCAACGACACGGGCGAGGGCUGGACCGACCAGACCGUGCAGGACUGGCGCCAGAGCGAGCUGCUGGUGCCCAACACGCCCACCUUCGUGCCCUACAAGAUCAAGGUUGUGGCGUGGAACUCGAAGGGAGCGUCGAACGUGGCCCCGGUGGAGGUGAUCGGCUGGUCGGGCGAGGACCGGCCGCUGCUGGCGCCCACCAACUUCACGCUCGUCGAGGUCAUCUCCGGCAACGAGGCGCUGCUCAGCUGGAACCCCGUGCCGCCGGACUCCGUGCGAGGACACUUCAACGGGUACCGCAUACAGACGUGGACCGAUGGCGAGGAGGACCAAGUUCGCGAGGUCAAGGCCAAGUCCGACGCCACCAAGGUCAUGAUCAACAUCCUCAAGCCGCACAAGAAGAACAACGUCCGCAUCAUGGUGUACAACGGCUUCGACAACGGCCCGCCCAGCGACACGCUCAGCUUCGUCACGCCCGAGGGCAAGCCCGGACCAGUCAGAUCAUUCAACGCCUACCCUAUUGGAUCCUCCGCCAUGCUGCUGACGUGGGAUAAGCCCAUGGAGGAGAAUGGCGUGCUUACUGGCUACAAGGUGUAUUACGCCAAGACCGUCGGCACACAGGUGGAGCCGUGGGUGGAGCGCAAGAACGUGAUCGACAGCAAGUUCGACCGCGCCAAGCUGGCGGGGCUGCAGCCCGACACCAAGUACCGCGUGGAGCUGCGCGCCGUCACCAAGGCCGGCGAGGGCAAGGGCUACUUCGUGGAGGCCGCCACGCGCGCCGACCUGCACGCCGUGCCCGACGCGCCCGCCUUCACCGCGCACGCCGUGCCGCCGCCGCCCGACGCGCUCAACCAGCCCAGCAGCUCCCCCGCCGUGCACGUGCUGGUGCGCUGGCUGCCCUCGCUCGACGGACACCCCGGCACGCACUUCCAGGCCUCCUACAGAUUGAAAGAUCACCCGCAGUGGGAGCAGUGGCCGAUGGAGAUGGACGACGACUACGUCAUCCUCAAGGGCCUGGAGCCGAACAGGAUAUACGACGUGAAAGUCACCGCCUACGACGGCGACUACUUCACCGACAGCGAGAUCAAACAAGUCGACACCACUAAUGACGGUCCGAUCAUAAUGCUGGACAACAAGUCUGCGCAGGCGGGCUGGUUCAUCGGCGUGAUGCUGGCGCUGGCGUUCCUGCUGCUGGUGCUCGUGCUGGUGUGCGUGGCGCGGCGCAACCGCGGCGGCAAGUACGACGUGCACGACCGCGAGCUGGCCGCCGGCCGCCGCGACCAUCCCGACACCGGCUUCCACGAGUACACGCACCCACUGGACAACAAAUCGCGGCACUCCAUGAGCAGCGGCAACAAGCCCGGCCCGGAGAGCGACACCGACUCCAUGGCCGAGUAUGGCGAAGGAGAAACUGCGGGCAUGAACGAGGACGGCUCCUUUAUCGGGCAGUACGGCCGCAAGCGCCGCCCGCACCCGUAUAAUGUGGUUGCAUGUGCAGGUCGCUUCACGGAGGACGGGUCGUUCAUCGGGCAGUACGUGCCGGGCGCGCGCGUGCUGCCGCCCGCGCCGCCGCCCGAGCCCGCCGCCGGCGCCGCCCGGGGCGCCAUCCCGCCCACAUACGUCUAGGCCACGCGCAUAUCCCUAC
Molecule: messenger RNA, 4122 nt
Organism: Cydia splendana
Lineage: Eukaryota; Metazoa; Arthropoda; Insecta; Lepidoptera; Tortricidae
Product: neuroglian
Exons: 20
Coding region: 219-4103 (1294 amino acids)
Biological process (GO): axon guidance; brain development; cell-cell adhesion
Cellular component (GO): plasma membrane; axon
Molecular function (GO): cell-cell adhesion mediator activity
Source: RefSeq, a predicted model, not a curated record